CAAAGGACACAGCUCCUUCCUGGAGUACUGGACUGCUACAUCACAUUAGAGCUGGGAAUACUACACAGGACUGCAGACAGGACUGAGCGCUGCUGGGGAGCACAAGCAACAGGGCUGCAGAAAGGUCCCAUUUCUUGUUCUGAAAGAACUAAUCCAAAAGAGAACAAAUUCUGGAAGACCUUAACAGGUCUCAAUCACUCUCAAGAUGUUGCGGAGUCUCCUACCACAUUGCAGUUUGGCGGUUUUCAUCCUCAGUUGCACAUUCCCCGCUCACGGAAGACCAGCACAGGGACUCAACGGCAGAGUACGGAGGGCGGUCUCCGAACAUCAGCUGCUCCAUGACAAAGGGCGGUCCCUCCAGGACCUCCGGCGCAGGAUCUUCCUGCAGAACCUCAUUGAAGGGGUGAACACGGCGGAAAUCCGGUCAGUGCCAGAUGAAUUGCCCCGCCCCAUCCCCAGCGUCAAGAACUUUAACACCCUGCGUCUGGUGGGCGAGGAGGAGGGAGUGACAACCCAGCUGACUCAGGAGACCCACAAAUCACAGAGCUUCAAAGACCCUCCACCCAAAAUCCCCAACAAGAAGAAGAAGGGCAAGCCUGGCAAAAGAAAGGAGCAGGACAAGAGGAAGAGGAAAGAGCGGGCAGCACUAGAGGGCCUGCAGGACCCACCCGGGUCAGAACUGUGGUGGGAAGAGCUGGGCAUCAGGACGCAAUGAGAAUUCAACUGGAGCUUCCAUAUCCGUUGGAGCAAGAGAAAAUUAAAAAAAAAAAAACAAGAGAAAACAGUAAAAAAAGAA
This is a messenger RNA of Nanorana parkeri, 796 nucleotides long. RefSeq names its product parathyroid hormone like hormone (gene PTHLH). The coding region runs from base 206 to 715 and encodes 169 amino acids. Gene Ontology annotation, cellular component: extracellular region. The record is from RefSeq and is a predicted model, not a curated record. The transcript has 5 exons. Gene Ontology annotation, molecular function: peptide hormone receptor binding; hormone activity. Lineage: Eukaryota; Metazoa; Chordata; Amphibia; Anura; Dicroglossidae. Gene Ontology annotation, biological process: osteoblast development; bone mineralization; adenylate cyclase-activating G protein-coupled receptor signaling pathway.